AUGGGUCUUCCAAGCGAAACUCUGGCCAGCCCCGGCGCCUCCCCCGACCCGUCGGCCGGCACACCGUGCCCGCCGCAGCCCAAUCGGCAAUCUUCAGAAAAUUCAAGCAUCAGCGACGAGGAUGGCCUCUGGGUGCAGGCGCCCGCUACCGAAGCGGCGCCCGUCACCGGCGUGCAGCCGUCUGCCGUCCUCGAGGCGCCCUCCGGGGCGGUGCAGCUCUCCAGGGUGGCGUCGGCGCCGUACACCGUCUUCUCGCAGCGCGCGCGGGUCGGCAUCACCGUCAUGGUGUGCUUUGCGAGCAUGGUGUCACCCAUGACGUCUAACAUUUACUUCCCCGCGCUCGACUCGGUCGCGCACGACCUCGGCGUGUCGCUCGCCCUCAUCAACCUGACCCUCACGACCUACAUGAUCUUCCAGGGUGUGGCGCCGACGCUACUCGGCGACUUUGGCGACAAGGCCGGGCGGCGGCCGGCAUACACGCUCUCAUUCCUCGUUUUUCUCGGCGCCAACGUCGGCCUCGCCCUGCAGCGCGACUACGCCACCCUCAUGAUCCUCCGCUGCUUGCAAGCCGCGGGCAGCAGCGGCACCCUCGCCCUCGGCUACGGCGUCGUUGCCGACCUUGCACCCCGGUCCACCCGUGGCAAGUACAUGGGAUACCUCGGCGCCGCCAUCAAUGUCGGGCCCACGCUUGGUCCGUUUCUCGGUGGCGUGCUGUCCCAGACCCUCGGCUGGCCGUCCAUCUUUUGGUUCCUCGCCAUCUUCGUCGCAGCCUUCCUCGUCCCUUGGGUGCUCCUCGCCCCCGAGACAGGUCGCAACGUCGUUGGGAACGGCUCCUACGCCGCCCAGAAAUGGAACCGCCCACUGGUGCCUUGCUCCAGGGACCGCCGGCCCAAGGAAGAGAUGCCGGCAUCGCAGAGACCUCGACUCUCCAUUCCGAACCCGCUUGGCACCCUCGUCAUGGUGUUUGAGAAGGAGAUGGGCUGCAUCCUGCUGAUCGCGGCCGUCAUCUAUCUGUGCUUCAUCCUGGUUGCCGCCACCAUGGGUACGCUGCUCAAAGAGAUUUACCACUAUAAUGAUUUGCAGGCUGGACUCUGCUAUCUACCGUAUGGGUUGGGCUGCUGCGUCACCUCGGUUGUGCAGGGCUACGCACAAAACUGGAACUAUCGCAGAAUCGCCAACAAGGUGGGGUUUGACCUCAAGUCAAAAGAGCACGGUGAAAAGUUUCCCAUCGAGAGAGCCAGGCUGCAGCUCAUCUAUCCGUCCAUGCUGGUUGGUGCAUCAGCACUGAUAGGAUACGGAUGGGCGUUGCAGAUGGAAACGUCAGUUGCGGUGCCACUGGUCAUGGUCUUUAUCAUCGGCAUGAUGAUACCGACAUCACUCAAUAUGAUAACGACGCUCAUGGUCGACCUCUUUCCCGAGGCGCCGGCCAGCGCGGCUGCUGCUAAUAACUUGGUUCGCUGCUUGCUUGGUGCAGCGGCAACCGCCGUCAUUGAGUACAUGCUCAACGGUAUGGGCCGAGGAUGGUGCUUUACUUUUUUAGCGCUUCUCAUGUUUGCUUGCGUGCCAUGGGUUUUGUAUAUCGAACAUGUCGGGCCACGAUGGCGUGCAGAGAAGCGCCAACGGCAAGAGCUGAGAAAGCUGAACGAGUCGCUGUAG
Molecule: messenger RNA, 1656 nt
Organism: Cordyceps fumosorosea ARSEF 2679
Lineage: Eukaryota; Fungi; Ascomycota; Sordariomycetes; Hypocreales; Cordycipitaceae
Product: Major facilitator superfamily transporter
Exons: 1
Coding region: 1-1656 (551 amino acids)
Biological process (GO): transmembrane transport
Molecular function (GO): transmembrane transporter activity
Source: RefSeq, a predicted model, not a curated record